Messenger RNA from Phacochoerus africanus (Common warthog), 9776 nucleotides. It is a transcript of the gene MKI67, whose product is annotated as marker of proliferation Ki-67. The transcript has 15 exons. The coding region runs from base 258 to 9536 and encodes 3092 amino acids. NCBI's taxonomy places the organism in Eukaryota, Metazoa, Chordata, Mammalia, Artiodactyla, Suidae. The record is from RefSeq and is a predicted model, not a curated record. Gene Ontology annotation, molecular function: protein binding. Gene Ontology annotation, biological process: regulation of mitotic nuclear division; regulation of chromosome segregation. Gene Ontology annotation, cellular component: nucleus; chromosome.
GGCGCGGGCCCGCGGACGGAGGCCAGGUCCCCGCGGCGCGGGGCGGGCGGUAGACGCGAGGGGACGCGUCGCCGGCUCCUCCCCGUGCGGACUCGGGCGGCUCGCGGACGGGCGGUGGACACACUGCUGUCGGUGCAGGAGACUCGUCCUGGUGGCGUGUCCAAGUGCAGUCAAAGUGUGGCUUGUAAGUCUGCUUCAGCAAACCUUUCGAUGCCUGGCCUUCCUCUACGGAUUAUACUCCAAUUCUUGUUUAGAAAAUGGGUCCUACCAGACGCCUUGUUACCAUCAAAAGGAGUGGGGUCGACGGCCCCCACUUUCCUUUGAGCCUCAGCAGCUGCUUGUUUGGAAGGGCUAUCGAGUGUGACAUUCGUAUUCAGCUUCCUGUAGUGUCAAAACAACACUGCAAAAUUGAAAUCAGGGAUCAGGAGGCAGUGUUGUUUAAUUUCAGUUCCACAAAUCCAACACAAGUGAAUGGAGCUGCUAUUGAGAAACCUGUGCAGCUGAAGCACGGAGACGUGAUAACCAUUGUCGAUCGGUCUUUCAGGUAUGAAAAUGAAAGCGAUCAGAAUGGAAGCGCGGCAGCUGAAUCUCCACGGGAACAGGAACCUUCGCGUCGGGCUUCAAGAUCUAGCAUCUCAUCCAACCCCAGCGGGGACGGUCAGGACGCCCGCGUCCGGUCCAAGGUCACUGAAGAGGAUGUUUCAGGCAGGGCUCUGGCGCACGUGACGAAGGCCCCUGAAGCCCGGAACGUCUCAGAGGAUCCUGCUGCCAGGAGAACAUCGCAUGGCGUUCAUCCCUCAGGACAGGCUGCAGGGGACUCCGGAAAGGCGCCAGAUCCCGCUGCUGGGGAUUGUAAGGACGAUUCCACAGUCACCUUAGGGAGCCGGAGCGGAGAACUGAAGGCUUUUUCCUCGAUGCAGUGUCUUAGGAAUGGUGAGCAGGGAGACUCUCCCUUUAGGAGGCUCUACGAGUCCCUGAAGGUGGAGUUAGAUGUGAAAUCGGCGUCAGUCGAUGGUCCGCAGAGUCGGAGGAAGUCAGGGUCCCAGGGUCCCCGCACAACAGAAGGAGAAAGUGCUGCUGAUGGGGUGCAGACGCCCGGCUCCCUCACACCCAGACCAAAGUCGGGCCGAAGCCCCCAGACGAAGGCAGACCCUGCUGGGGGCGAGCCGGGACGAGGCCGGAGCCUGGACAAGGGGAGCGAUGGGGAGCCAGCUCGGUCUCCCGGCCUCCCCCGCACGGGGACCCAGAGGACCAGGACCCCGGCCCCCGGGCGGGCCGCACAGCCCAGUCCUCGGAGGCGUCGGAGCGAAGAGCUGCGUGUCAUUCAUGGAAGUGAAUCCCCGCGUCUAGGUCAAGGUCAGAGCGAAGGCUUCAGGGCAGACAGUAAGGCAUGGAUGCCUCGGAAGUUCUUACCCAGAGAUCAGACACCCGUCAAAGUUGAAGAGCCUGACAGUUUUGCAAUUACACCGGAAAAAUUCUCCAAAAAGAGGAAGAGUAUUUCUACAAAUGCUGACGAUCUGGCUACGGCAGUGGAAAUGCAGGCUAUUUCAGCUCCACUGGUCCUUCAAGCUGAAAGGAAGAAUCAAAGUGAUGUUUUCAACAAGCCCGAGAAGCUGGGCACGGCCGCUGGGCAGAUGGGCCCUGGGUUACCUGGCCUUAGCUCAGCUGACAUCAGCGGCUUCAGUGAUGCCAUGAAGAAGACGGAGGGGGUGCCCCCGAAGAGGAGGCGGGUCUCCUUCGGGGGGCGUCUGAGGCCCGAGUUAUUCGAUGAGAACUUACCUCCUAACACGCCUCUCAAGAGAGGGGAGACGCCAAAGCAGAGGAGGUCGCUGGCCACCCACACGCCAGCUGUGCUGAAGAAAAUCAUCAAGGAGCAGCCUCAGCCAUCCGGGAAGGAAGAUUCUUCAGAAACCCAUCGGGAAACGACCGCACAACAUGCUCGCCUGAGAUCGCCAGCUCCUCCGGCGCCCCACGCCUCUCCAGCCGCACCCGAUCGGUGCCGUGGGUCCGCCGAGGCGCCCUCCGUCUCCAGCGGCAGCACAGCUCCUCACCAGACAGAGCCGCCCAAGAGAGGAGGCAGGAAGAGCGGCAGCCUGCCUUUGAAGAGAGCCUCCCUGGAUCGGGGCCAGCACGGGAUUUUACAGAUGAUUUACUCCAGGCGAAGGAGUGGCGCUUCUGAGGCCAAUUUAAUUGUGGCCAAAUCCUGGGCAGACGUCGUGAAAUUCGGGGCCAAGCAGACACAGAGCAAAGCCGUCAAGCGCGGGCCUCCGAGACCGCUGAGCAAGAAGCCCAGGAGGACCAAUCCGCCCAAGAAGCCGACUGACAUUCUUCAGAACCAGUUCAGCACAGGCCACGCCAACUCUCCCUGCACCAUCGUGGUAGGAAGAGCUCACCUGGAGAAAGUGACCGGGCCGGCUCGGCCCUGCAGGAUCCUCAACAGCUUUGUGCCCCACAAACCAUUGGACUUUGGCGAAGAUCUGUCAGGGCUGACGGAAAUGUUUAAGACGCCAGCGAAAGAGAAGCCACACAGGAUGAGCACGUGUGCCUCCACUUUUUCAAAUCCAGAGGAUCUACUUGGGAAAAAGCUUCUGGGACCUCAUCCAGGAGAAAAACCUCUGCUGUGCACUCCAGAAAUUGGGGGAGGGGACGUGUCCCUCGGGCCGGAGGAUUCGCCAAAAGAGCCGGCAGAUAGAAGCUCCGAAAGCCCAGUCCUGAGACGCCCACCUAUUAGAAUGAAUGAAAGUAUUGCCAAAAUUCCUAGGAGUGUCUCUAAAACGACAGGUGCCGAGAUGAAAUCUCCGGGGUCCGAGGCAGAGCUGCCAAAGGCAGCAUCCAGUGCAAACAGGCCUAGAAGGUCCUCGGAGCUCAGGGGUCCACAGACGCCGGGUCCUGAGAGACAGGCCGCAGGCUCAAGACCCCACACUGUCCAGGACGCCCUGGGAAGAUGCCUGGGGAACACGCCGCUGGCCACGCCCGAGCUGGAGAGAGAGAGGAGGGACAGUGAAAGGCCUUUUGAAUCGGGGAAGGAGAACGUCGAAUCCAAAGAAAGUUCUACCAAGACGUCAGCUGGGAGGAGAUCCGGAGCCGCUUCCGAGGUCAAGUGUGAACCAGUGGUGGACCUGAUCCCCGUGGAGGCCCUGCCCGAGCCAGAGCCCCCGGGGGCGGCGCAGGUGGACCGGCCAGGACUCUGGCAGACGCCAGCCCGGGCCAAGGAAGCAGCGGGUGCUGAGAACAGAGCCGCAGGCACGUGCUGCAAACCGCCUGGAGCGGAAAGAGCUGGGACGACCUCCAGGAGGAGUGCACAGCUGAAGACCCCCUCCCGGAAAGGGGACCCCGAGGGGCCCUUGGUCCCCGGGAAGCCCUCACGGACACCGGGGGCCACCACGCCUGUGCGCAGAGCCUCUGGGGAUGGUAAAAGCAUCAAGCUGUUUAGGGAAACUCCAGAGCAGAAACGGAUCCCUGCAGAAGGUGGAACUCGAAGCAAGAGGCGGCCAAGGAGGCCCAAGGAGAAGACCCGACCCCUGGAAGAGCUGGCUGGCCUCAGAGAGCUCUUCCAGACCCCACAGCACGCCAAGGACCCCACGGCUGAAGCCGAAACCCCGGGAAUGCGCUGCCAGCCUCCACGAGCAGCACCCAUCCUCAGCUUAGACAGCAUAACCGGGCCACUCAAGACACCUCCCCAGAGAGCAGACACGGGGUACUGUCUCUCAGCCCUCAAGAAGCCCCGGCAAACGCCAGGAGGAGCGGGGCUCUCCUACAGGAACCCAGACGGUGGGGACAGAGGCACUGCAGGGUUGCAGGAAGCUCCAGAACAGAGCCUGGACUCCGUAGAACACAUAACAGGAAUUAAGAGGCGGCCAAGGACGCCCAAGGAGAAGACCCGACCCCUGGAGGACCUGGCUGGCCUCAGAGAGCUCUUCCAGACCCCACAGCACGCCAAGGACCCCGGGACUGACAACAAAACCCCCAAAACACACUGUCAGUCUCCACAACCAGAACCAGUGAACACACCAAGUAGGAAGGGAUGGCUCAAGACCCCUUCCCAGAAAGGGGACACAGACGCGGAGCUCUCAGCGCCCAGGACACCCCGACAAACACCAGGAGGAGCAAAGCUCUUAGAGAGAGAACCAGAGAGUGGGGACAGAGGUGCUGCAGCAUCUCGGGAAGCUCCGGAACAGAAACUGGACGCUGCUGAACGUGGAACAGGAGUUCAGAGGCGGCCAAGGACGCCCAGGGAAAAGGCACAGUCUCUGGAAGACCUGGCUGGCUUCCAAGAGCUCUUCCAGACCCCACCUCACGCCAAGGACCCAGUGACCAGUGACAAAACCUCCAAAACAGAACCAGUCAACACACCAGCAAGUGGGAAGAGAGGGCUCAGAACCCCUCCCCAGAAGGUGGAGGUGCCGGAGGGUGUCUCAGGCCUCAGGCAGCCUCGGCAAACACCAGGAGACACUGUGAGCUCAAAGGGUGGGGACAGAGGCACUGCAGGGUCGCAGGAAGCUCCAGAACAGAGCCUGGACUCCGUAGAACACAUAACAGGAAUUAAGAGGCGGCCAAGGACGCCCAAGGAGAAGACCCGACCCCUGGAGGACCUGGCUGGCCUCAGAGAGCUCUUCCAGACCCCACUUCACACCAAGGCACCCAUGGCCAUUGUCAAAACACCCCAAGUUUCCCACCUUUCUCCACAACCAGAGGCCACUGUCACACCAACCAAUAGGAAGAGACAGCUCAGGACGCCUCUGGGGAAGGUGGUCGUAGAGGCUGGGGGCUCGGCUCCCGGGAAACCCACACGAGCCCUGGGGGAGACCCCGCACACGCACAGCGAGCCAGGAGGUGGUGGUGAGAGCAUCAGGUUAUUUCAGGAAACUCCAAAGCAGAAACUGGACGCUGCAGAAAAUGCAGGUGGAAGCAAGAGGCGGCCAAGGACGCCCAGGGAAAGGGCACAGUCUCUGGAAGACCUGGCUGGCUUCCAAGAGCUCUUCCAGACCCCACCUCACGCCAAGGACCCAGUGACCAGUGACAAAACCCCCAAAACACCCUGUCUGUCUCCACAGCCAGAGCCAGUCAACACACCAGUGAGUAGGAAGAGAGGGCUCAGAACCCCUCCCCAGAAGGUGGGCACAGAGGCUGAGCUCUCAGCACCCAGGAAGCCCAGACAGACACCGGAGGAAGCCGGGCACUCAGACAGAGGACCAGCAGCUGAGGAGGAAGACAAAGCAUUUAAGAAAACGCUGAAGCAGAAACUGGACUCAGCAGAAAAUGUAGCUGGAGAACGGAAGAGACCAAGGAGAACACUCGGGGAGAAAGUCCCACCCCUGGAAGACCUGGCUGGCUUCCAGGAACUCUUCCAAACCCCAUGUCGUGCCAAGGACCCCGUGGCUGAGGACGGGACCCCGGAAAUGCCCUGCCAUGCUUCACAAGCAGCAGCACCUGUUACGUCCACCAGCAAGACCCGAACAUCCAAGACCCCUUCUCAGAAGGCAGACACGCGGGACGGUCUCUCAGCGCUGAGGAAGCCUCGGCAGACACCAGGAGGAACAGGGCUCGCGGACAGACGACCAGGUGGGGACGGAGGCGCUGCAGCAUCUCGGGAAGCUCCGGAACAGAAACUGGACGCUGCUGAACGUGGAACAGGAGUUCAGAAGCUGCCAAGGACGCCCAGGGAAAAGGCACAGUCUCUGGAAGACCUGGCUGGCUUCCAAGAGCUCUUCCAGACCCCACUUCACACCAAGGCACCCAUGGCCAUUGUCAAAACACCCCAAGUUUCCCACCUUUCUCCACAACCAGAGGCCACUGUCACACCAACCAAUAGGAAGAGACAGCUCAGGACGCCUCUGGGGAAGGUGGUCGUAGAGGCUGGGGGCUCGGCUCCCGGGAAACCCACACGAGCCCUGGGGGAGACCCCGCACACGCACAGCGAGCCAGGAGGUGGUGGUGAGAGCAUCAGGUUAUUUCAGGAAACUCCAAAGCAGAAACUGGACGCUGCAGAAAAUGCAGGUGGAAGCAAGAGGCGGCCAAGGACGCCCGGGAAAAGGGCACAGUCUCUGGAAGACCUGGCUGGCUUCCAAGAGCUCUUCCAGACCCCACCUCAUGCCAAGGACCCAGUGACCAGUGACAAAACCUCCAAAACAGAACCAGUCAACACACCAGCAAGUGGGAAGAGAGGGCUCAGAACCCCUCCCCAGAAGGUGGAGGUGCCGGAGGGUGUCUCAGGCCUCAGGCAGCCUCGGCAAACACCAGGAGACACUGUGAGCUCAAAGGGUGGGGACAGAGGCACUGCAGGGUCGCAGGAAGCUCCAGAACAGAGCCUGGACUCCGUAGAACACAUAACAGGAAUUAAGAGGCGGCCAAGGACGCCCAAGGAGAAGACCCGACCCCUGGAGGACCUGGCUGGCCUCAGAGAGCUCUUCCAGACCCCACAGCACGCCAAGGACCCCGGGACUGACAACAAAACCCCCAAAACACACUGUCAGUCUCCACAACCAGAACCAGUGAACACACCAAGUAGGAAGGGAUGGCUCAAGACCCCUUCCCAGAAAGGGGACACAGACGCGGAGCUCUCAGCGCCCAGGACACCCCGACAAACACCAGGAGGAGCAAAGCUCUUAGAGAGAGAACCAGAGAGUGGGGACAGAGGCGCUGCAGCAUCUCGGGAAGCUCCGGAACAGAAACUGGACACUGCUGAACGUGGAACAGGAGUUCAGAGGCGGCCAACGACGCCCGGGAAAAGGGCACAGUCUCUGGAAGACCUGGCUGGCUUCCAAGAGCUCUUCCAGACCCCACUUCACACCAAGGCACCCAUGGCCAUUGUCAAAACACCCCAAGUUUCCCACCUUUCUCCACAACCAGAGGCCACUGUCACACCAACCAAUAGGAAGAGACAGCUCAGGACGCCUCUGGGGAAGGUGGUCGUAGAGGCUGGGGGCUCGGCUCCCGGGAAACCCACACGAGCCCUGGGGGAGACCCCGCACAUGCACAGCGAGCCAGGAGGUGGUGGUGAGAGCAUCAGGUUAUUUCAGGAAACUCCAAAGCAGAAACUGGACGCUGCAGAAAAUGCAGGUGGAAGCAAGAGGCGGCCAAGGACGCCCAGGGAAAGGGCACAGUCUCUGGAAGACCUGGCUGGCUUCCAAGAGCUCUUCCAGACCCCACCUCACGCCAAGGACCCAGUGACCAGUGACAAAACCCCCAAAACACCCUGUCUGUCUCCACAGCCAGAGCCAGUCAACACACCAGUGAGUAGGAAGAGAGGGCUCAGAACCCCUCCCCAGAAGGUGGGCACAGAGGCUGAGCUCUCAGCACCCAGGAAACCCAGACAGACACCGGAGGAAGCCGGGCACUCAGACAGAGGACCAGCAGCUGAGGAGGAAGACAAAGCAUUUAAGAAAAUGCGAAAGCAGAAACUGGACUCAGCAGAAAAUGUAGCUGGAGAACGGAAGAGACCAAGGAGAACACUCGGGGAGAAAGUCCCACCCCUGGAAGACCUGGCUGGCUUCCAGGAGCUCUUCCAAACCCCAUGUCGUGCCAAGGACCCCGUGGCUGAUGAUAUACCCACCAAAAUGCCCUGUACAUCUCCACCAGCAGAACCAGUUACCAGGCGGACAACCAGACAGAGGCGGCUCAGGUCACCACCAGGGGAAGUGGACGCAGAAGGGCCGUCAGCGCCCAGGAAGCCCACCCGGGCAGCGAGGGAAACCAGAACCACAGGGUCAGAACCGGCAGCUGAUGAGAAAGACGUCGCAGUGUUUAAGGAAACUUCGGGGCCGAACCUGGACUCAGCGGAUGAGGUUGUUGGCACCAGGAGUCGGCUGAGAUCACAUAAGGAAAAGGCCCAGCCGCCGGGAGGCCCGGGCAGUGUAAAGGAGCCCUUCCCAAGGCCAGACCAGGCCAAGGAAGAGGUGGGUGAGGUUAAAAUCGCUGCAGCGCCCUGCCCACCUCCACCUGCGGGACCGGCCAGCAGGCCCACCAGACAGAGACGGCUCAGGUCACCACCAGGGGAAGUGGACCCAGAAGGGCCGUCAGCGCCCAGGAGGCCCACCCGGGCAGCAAGGGAAACCAGAACCACAGGGUCAGAACCGGCAGCUGGUGAGAAAGACAUCGCAGUGUCUAAAAGAACCUCCGGGAAGGAACUCAACCCUGCCGCAAGUGUAAGUGGCGUCAAGAGUCGGCUGAGAACAUCUAAAGAAAAGAUCCAGCCCAUGGAAGACAAGCCCAGUCUCCCAAAGCCAGACCAGGCCACGGAAGAGGUGAGUGAGGUUAAAAUCGCUGCAGUGCCCUGCCCACCUCCACCCGUGGGACCAGCCAGCAGGCCCACCAGACAGAGGCGGCUCAGGUCACCACCAGGGGAAGUGGAUGCAGAAGGGCCGUCAGCGCCCAGGAGGCCCACCCGGGCAGCGAGGGAAACCAGAACCACAGGGUCAGAACCGGCAGCUGAUGAGAAAGACAUCGCAGUGUUUAAGGAAACUUCGGGGCCGAACCUGGACUCAGCGGAAGAGGUUGUUGGUACCAAGAAUCGGCUGAGAUCACAUAAGGAAAAGGCCCAGCCGCCGGGAGGCCCGGGCAGUGUAAAGGAGCCUUUCCCAAGGCCAGACCAGGCCAAGGGACUGGGAAAUGAUGCUGCCGUCGUUAAGACAGCCCUGAGGCCAACAGCAGGCAGAAGACGGCCUGCAGAAACAUCCCGAAGUGACCUCAGGGCCUCUAAAGUCAGAUCCACGGAAGACCCUGGGGGCGCAUCACCAAGUGAAAGCCACGCAUCCCCCCAGAGGGAACAGGGAGAGGCCGGCCGGGCCUCAGGGAGGAAGAGGCUGCGCCCCGAUACGGCCGUGCAGGAGCCCGGGGACGAAAAGCCACUGCAGAAGAGGCAGAGGGCGGCCCCCAGGGAGAGAGGGGACCUGCCCGACCCCCUGGGCAUGAAGCAGAAAAACCUGAGAGUCGCGGUCCAGAAGACUGAGCCCGUGGGAAAGCUGCCUGAGGGUGACUUGAAAACGGAUGCUGCUGGACCAGGAGAUGCCGCAGGCGCUCCAGACAAGGGAAUGUCCCUGCAUCCUAGGCGCCCGAAUAAAACCGAUUUAGAAGAGCAGAGACCUGAGUGUCUUCCGUCUGCAGAAAAGAUGAGAAGAACGAGGCAUGAAAAGAAGUCUGUGAAGACCUCCGGAGAGAGGGCGCUGCGAGGCCGGGAGGAUGGAGCCGAAAAUCCCACCUCGGGGGGCAAAGUUCAAGAGCGUCAGGUGCGCUCGAGAUCCGGGGGGCAGAAUAAGACACUUCCGCCUGACGCAGCCGAGCCGAAAGCGAGGGAGAAACGGGCAGAAACCCGCUGGAAGGAUCAGGAAGAGAAAGAAGCCACGGAACAUUCGGGCCUUGCCACGGGCUUGAGAUCAAGAAAGACAACAGUCCGCCCUGGAGGGAACCCAUCGGAGCGUGACUCCGAGCCGAGGGUAACUCCACGUGCCAAGAGAGGUGCCCACAGUCUUCAAAAGGAAGAUGACAACGUGACCGUCAGGAAAAUAAGAACCAGGAGUCAGAAGUCGUCGGGGCGGUGAAGAUGAUGCAGCUAAAGUUUAAGGAGGGGGUGGGGGGUAAUCAAUUCAGUGUAGUGAUAAGCUCUAGUACCAUAUUUGCUGUAAAUUUUAAAGUGAAUUCUGUAAAUAAGCCUCUGGGGUCCUCAGGGAACAAAGCUUAGCAUUUUCUGGCUCUAAAGAGUUUUUCGAAAACCUCACGUGCUGAUGACGAAGCGGACUGCCGGGUCUCACAAAGUGAUAAAACUUUAAACCUGGGGUGGG